UCAAGUAAAGCAUGGACCGAGGGCACGAUAAAAACAAUUAAAUUUUAUUUUUAUUUUUCCGCAUAGUUUCUUCUGAGAACAUAGCCACCUCCCAUUAAAAACUUUGACUACUUCUUCAUUCCUUUCUCGCCAUUUCCGUCGCCUCGCCGCCACCUUCUUCUGCCUCACUACUUACAUCGCCAAUCGAGACGGAAGCCGCCACCACUAGCGUUACCGCCACUGAUUAAGCAAUUCAAUUUAUGUUGUAAAACAAGACGACAUCUGAAGGAAGUCUUUAAAGUAAGGAGAGUCAUCUGGAGCGACACUCACAUCCGAUCUACCUUUUGUGGCGGGAAUAACUUACUGCGGAGUCACCGGCAGCAGGUUUAAUAGCCAUGAACUGGAUUCAGCGCAAGAUCUAUCUCUAUAAUGUCACUUUUGGUCUCUUUAUGUUGGAUUGGUGGGAGCGUUACCUUUUCAACACUUUGGUGCUUGUGUUGAUGUGGUUCAUUUUCUACAACGGGUCACGCAAUUUGGCUGAGCUCUGCAAGAGGCAUCUAUGGUGAAGCUCAGAUAUCAGCUCUAGUAGCAAUUUGAAUGAUCACAGUUGUUAUGGUGGUAUAGAAUAUUUAAGUUGGCUUGAAGAUAUCCCAUUUGAUUCCAUCUGGAUGAUACUGUACACCUUGUAAUGGUCAUCAUACCUUAUUAUAUUCUCUUUACCAAUAUCCUUGUCCUCACUUGAGACAAUUUGUGUUGUAGUAAAUUUUCAAACAUUUCUACUCAAUUGUGAUUUGCAAUAUUUUGAAAUUUCCACUUUUC
Molecule: messenger RNA, 798 nt
Organism: Jatropha curcas
Lineage: Eukaryota; Viridiplantae; Streptophyta; Magnoliopsida; Malpighiales; Euphorbiaceae
Product: transmembrane protein, putative (DUF3317)
Source: RefSeq, a predicted model, not a curated record